GACACUGCAAACCACUUGAUAGUUGAACACCCAAAAUAAAUACCUACCCUCAUCUACUCGUUGGAACAAUACCCGUGAUCCUCUUUCUCAUCACAUCCCCCCCCCCUUCGCCCGGGAACCAGAGCUGGCGCUAUGAAAUCCAGUGACACACCCUACUCCGACGCCCGUCGAGAGGCAGACAUCACCGACGAUGCCAUGACCGACGUCAGCGUAUCGCUCCUCAGCGACGAGGGCAAGCAGUGGAAGCGGGCAGACAUUGAAGACGGAAGAUGCGCAUCAUCACGAGCGAGUCGAUGUGCAAAGACCCGGAACCUCUUCCGACGCUGGCGCUGGCUGCUUGAUACCUUUCUCCUGGUCGUCAUCGUUGGCCUGCUCCUCGAGCGAAGAGGGCUACAAACAACUAGCACACCAGAUAAACGUCUUGAGCCCGUCGGCGACCUAACAGGAUUCGCACCCAAAUUCUCCCAGCAAAUAACAACCUUCCACCCAACAACAGACUUCGUCCCCGACGACCCAAAAACCCUCUUCACAAACGCCACCCUCCAGGAGCAGUGGCUCUCCAUCGUGCCCAAGGGCCUAGGCUACCUCGAGGUCAAGGACCCGAAAGCCCACGACAACCUCCCCGUCCCGUUACCCGAGUUCGCCCCGCGCACCGUCUUCACGACCUCGAUGACGCACCAGCUGCACUGCCUGUACGCCAUCCUCGAGAGCUACGCGGGCAUGGCCGUCAACGGUAGCGCCAACGUCGAUAUGCAUUCGCAUAUCCCCGAGGGUACAGAGGGCGCGGAGGGGCCGUGGCAUUUGCAGCAUUGCUUUGAGUAUCUUGGUUGGAUAAUAGGCCAUCAUGUGUGCCGGUGAUGUGGCGCUGGAGGGCACGCAGACGACGUUCCCGCCUGGGUUCACGGGUAGUGAUGGGUGGGAUGCGAAGCACGUGUGCAAGGACUAUAAGCAGGUGUACGACUAUCUCGACAAGAACCGGGCUUUGGAAGACCACUGGAUUUGAGUAAUUGUGUGAGGGUGAAUGGCGUUUGAUCAGUUAGAGGGAUGGUUGAUUUGGGAAAGUUUCCAGCGUUUUCAUAAAAGAUAGGUACUCCAGGGCAAAGAUAGCGUUUCUUAGUUGGGGGGAAAACAACAUGAGGAAGCUUCGGGCUCAUCGUUGGGAAGAAUAUGUUCAUGAGCCUAUCUCGUCUGAUGCUCCGAUUUGAACCCAAAUGCAGUGUCCCCACGUUUGCCUGACCUUGAAGCUCUGACGACCGGGUCUGCAUCAUCAUGGAAAGA
Messenger RNA from Colletotrichum phormii, 1278 nucleotides. RefSeq lists its product as uncharacterized. The coding region runs from base 133 to 858 and encodes 241 amino acids. NCBI's taxonomy places the organism in Eukaryota, Fungi, Ascomycota, Sordariomycetes, Glomerellales, Glomerellaceae. The record is from RefSeq and is a predicted model, not a curated record. The transcript has 3 exons. Gene Ontology annotation, biological process: mycotoxin biosynthetic process.